AUGUUAGAGCUCCAUAUCUGGGGACCGGCUUUUGGCUUGCCAUCGAUUGAUGCUCAUUGCCUUGCAGCCCUAGCUUAUUUGCAACAAGCUGUCCCAGCGGGACAUUGGCUGGUAGUGGCAAGUAGCAACUCGGCAUUAUCUCCAACGUAUGAACUUCCCGCACUGAAAGAUGAUGGAGUCUGGAUCGGAGGUUUCCGCAACAUAUUUCAUUAUGUGGCCCAACAUUCCUCUGGCAAAAGGAUUCUAGAUGCGGGACUGGAAGAGCAAGAAGAGGCAGAUUGUGUGGCCUUUUCAGCUUUUCUCGACUCCCACGCCGAACCGCUCCUCGAUCUUUCAUUAUACAUUAUGUCGGAAAACUAUACAACAAUUACUCGCCCAGUAUAUAGCACCUUUCAACCAUUCCCACUGCCAUACUUGAUACCUUCUGCCCGUCGUUGUACAGCUCGAUCUCGUACUGCACAUCUAGGCCUUGCAGCCCUUGAAAUUGAAACCUGUAUUGAGUCGAAUGACUCUAACAUGACUAGUGUUCCGGAGAGGCUGCGAAAACCGAGAGCAGAAGUCUCUAAGAUACUUACCGCUUCAUCGCAAACCGCUGCGCAAAUACGCCUAGACGCUUUAGCUUCAGAAUGCUUUGAACCCCUUGAAGCCCUACGAGCUAAGAAGCGAUAUCUCGUUUCCAAUUCACAGUUUACAUCCCUAGACUGUCUAGCCCUGGGCUAUCUAUCCUUAAUGCUUAUUCCAGAAUUACCCCAACCAUGGCUAGCAAGGACGAUGCGUCAAAAAUUUCCACGACUCGCAGCAUGGACUCAAGAGUUACGAACAGAGAUAUUCGGUGGUGCUGUCGGGAUUGGUGAUGUUUAUGGGGAACUUAAGCUUAGCCAAGCAUCCGAGCGGUUACCGUGGAGAAAACCCGAAACCUACUCAAUAUGGAGAAUCAGCUCUAGCCUUGUUUCGACGAUAAUUGAAGGAUAUCCGAGUUUAGCUCCAUUAAAAGCUAGGGUCAAGAUUAGGGACCAGGGAGGCAAGGUAGUCAAUCAAAGCCUCAUAUCAAGUGAUUUUGAUCGUACAUUAAAAUCUAUGAGCGCAAUUUGUCUUGUCACAGCAGCUAGUGUGAGCUGCAUGUGGUUUACAGGCGUAUUAGGCGAGGAUAGAAGUUCAAGAGAUAGUGAAAAAGCUAGAAGCGCACUAGAAGAUGCUGGCAAUCUCGCUUGA
Molecule: messenger RNA, 1212 nt
Organism: Blumeria graminis f. sp. triticale
Lineage: Eukaryota; Fungi; Ascomycota; Leotiomycetes; Helotiales; Erysiphaceae
Source: the annotation of a GenBank genome assembly